Cryptomeria japonica (Japanese cedar) is the source of this 2196-nucleotide messenger RNA. RefSeq lists its product as uncharacterized. The record is from RefSeq and is a predicted model, not a curated record. Lineage: Eukaryota; Viridiplantae; Streptophyta; Pinopsida; Cupressales; Cupressaceae. The transcript has a single exon. Bases 1 to 2196 code for a protein of 731 amino acids.
AUGGAAAUUUAUCUUGAUGAUGUUGAAGCCUUUGGCUUUCCUCCCUAUUUUUGUCUUGCCGUGCAAACUCUUCUUAAGGACGCCUCAGCUCAGAUUGAAAUUAAUGGAGUUCUUUCCCCUUCUUUUCCACUUAGUAGAUCUAUCAGGCAGGGUUGCCCCCUUGCCCCUGCCCUUUUUGUCAUCGCCUCUGAAGCCCUAUUUUAUAUUCUCAGAGAUUCUUCCUUGUCUCCUGAGGUCAGAGGUCUAUAUCUCCCUAAUAAUGAUGAGCUUAUUAACUGUCAGUUUGCUGAUGACACUGCUCUAUUUUUUGAACUUUCUGAAGUUAACUUUAGAGUCCUUCAAGGGAAGCUUGACCUAUUCUGUUCUGCCUCUGGUGCUCGCAUUUCCCAUACUAAGUCAAUUUGUCUUGGAUGGGACGAGCACCCCCCUGAGUGGUUUUCCAAUUUAGGUUUUCCGUGGGGAGGCCCCAACAAAAUCGUUAAGUACCUUGGUAUCCCCUUCUUUGUGGAUCUUGUUCUUAAGAAUAUGUGGCUUUGGAUUAAAGAAAAAAUCCUUAAUAAACUUAACAAAUGGCACAAUAGAACCUUGUCUUUAGCUGGCAGAAUUCAAGUUUGUCAGAAAAUCCUAUCUUCUUACAGUAUCUACUAUUCCUCGGCUUGGUUGUUUAGUAACUAUCAAAUCCAAGAGAUUCAAAGUGCCAUCAGAUCCUUUCUCUGGUCGGAUGGAAAAGGAAACAAGAAACAUCAUGCUGUUAAAUGGGCCUGGUGCCAUGCUGACAAGAUCCUUGGGGGACUUGGGCUUAAAGAUCUGAAAUUCCAGGGUAUUGCCCUUUCCGCCAAAUGGAUCUUUCAUUCCUUGGAGGGUAACAGCCCUUGGAAAGUGCUUGUCAUGCAUAACAUUGAGAGAGGUUUUCCCAAGAAAGCUAAGUCUUGGAAAAACCUCCCCUUUGGUGAUCUCCUCCUAGGUAACUUCCCUGUCUCUGUUCAAGGUUCUUUGGUGUUCAAGUCAAUAUGGAAGGCCUGGGAACAGGUCAGGGAGCACAUUACCAACAAGGACUGGUACCACCAUGAUCAACUCCACGGAGAAAGAUCUAUUUGGUGGAAUCUUGCCAUCAGCAGGAAGCCUCUUGCCCUAUCCCAAGGAUGCUCUGCCAGAUCCUGGGCUAAAAAAGGUAUAAACCAAUUUGUGGAUCUGUUUGAAUCUGAUUGCCUCCCGUCUUGGGAUGCUAUUAAGUCCAAGUAUGAUAUUCUUGAUUCGCAGAAAAAAACUUAUACUAUGGUUCUUCAAGCCUCCAGAAGUAUCCCGUCUGCUUGCAAUGUGGAUUCUCUUAGACACCUUAAAUGCAAGUGGUCGGGGGGUGUUGCUUUGGCUAGCCUUAAAGCCAAAAAUAUUCACUCUGUUAUUAACCAGAAUAAUGACAUUAUUAAUCAUGUGAACUCUGUUUGGCAUUCCUCAUUUGAUAUUAAGAUUUGGAAUAAAUUGUUUCAAUGCUUAUGGAGAAGUCCUGUUGAGCCAAAAAUCAAUUGCUUUAAGUGGCUUGCUUUACUUGAUAAGCUUCCUCUUAAAAGGUUCAAUUCUGAUUCUGAUUCCUGUAAUGAUCUUUGUAAUCUUUGUAGACUCCCGGAAACUGGGAGACAUAUUCUUUUUGAUUGUCUUCUUGCUAAAGAAAUAUGGAGCAUGUUUGGUAUUAUCUAUCCUAUUAAUGUGAGCAUUCUUGACAUAAUUACUGGUUAUAUCCCUGGUCUUCCCAAGGAUUCAAAUUUAUUUUGGAAUAUGCUGUCCUCUAACAUUCUUUGGCAGAUUUGGAAAUGCAGGAACGAAGAGAAGUACCAAGGUAAGCCAAGGGCUCUUACUGAGUUUUUCAGAAAACUCACACAUUUCAAAAUCUUUUUUCAGGUCCAUGUCACCAUGAUGGGUGAGAAAAAGAAGCUAAAAAGAUUCCUCCAAUGUGGUCAUGUGUCUUUCUACUUCCAUGAGCUGAAAAAUGGCUACCUUUGGCGGAGAACGCUGGAUGAUCUUCAUGCUUUUGAUGCUACCUGUGAGAAGCUUAAGAAAGAUAUCAGGAAGAACGCGAAUCCCAGGAUGGAUGAGCUCUCCUUGCUCGCUCAAGUGCAAGCGCAUAAGAACUUAGUAUGGAUGGAAGGCCCCCUUGGCUGGAUUGCCUGGGUGGAUGGUUCAUGUGACAUUCUGUAUUAG